Messenger RNA from Dreissena polymorpha, 2282 nucleotides. RefSeq names its product sex peptide receptor-related protein 2-like. Lineage: Eukaryota; Metazoa; Mollusca; Bivalvia; Myida; Dreissenidae. The transcript is spliced from 2 exons. The coding region runs from base 164 to 1306 and encodes 380 amino acids. Gene Ontology annotation, molecular function: G protein-coupled receptor activity. The record is from RefSeq and is a predicted model, not a curated record. Gene Ontology annotation, cellular component: membrane. Gene Ontology annotation, biological process: G protein-coupled receptor signaling pathway.
CGGUAUACCAACUUCCGGUGUCAAUAUAAACAAUGAAAAAACUACUGCUGCAUCUUUGAAUGUCACAAUUUUAUCAGCAGAGACAGAACUUUUCUAAAAAAAAGUCAAUUACCAAAGGACUUAUAUACAAAAACGACUGGGCUUACUACUAUUGACAAGAGACAUGGAGAACAUUUCAGCCUACGAAAACGGCCCUGAUCCUGGUCAACAUAUUAACCACAACGAUACCGAUCCCACAUACGACUACGAGUCCUACUCCUACGACGACUACUAUCACGAACACGAGUACAGCAUAUUCGACUUUGAGAUUGUGAUCUACGGAUAUAUUUGGCCAGUCUUGGUCAUUAUUACGUGUCUAUGCAAUUGUCUUGUGAUCGUUGGAUUCUUACGAAAGCAUAUGCAAACUUCUGCUUAUAUUAUUUUGGUUUUCAUCGCAAUAUCCGACUCCCUUACCGGACUGGUGACCCUCCCAGCGACGUUCUAUGUGUACUCACGUGAACAGAUGUUUCUUUCUACAGACUGGUGCAAUGUAACCAUGAUAACCAGAUUGUACAUUGCACGUGCAUUUCACACCGUUUCCGUCUGGGAAACCGUUUUCCUUGGGUUUCAACGGUUCUUGCAUUUACCUCACCCUGCUGCCGCUAACCGUUGGUGCACGAUCAAGAAAACGAUCGGCAUUGUUGCUGUAAUGUACGUCCUGUCCUUCUUAUUGCACAUGUACCAUGCUUUUGACAUUAAGACAAGUCAUGGGUUUUGCCACUGGAAACUCAAAGAGCCAUGCGGAUGGGGCUGUGCUUAUAUCUGGGCCUCGUUUAUCCUGGGUCACGCUAUUCCCUGCGUGGCAUUGGUGGCGUUCACGACACUGAUGUUGCGAUCAGUGAGCCAGAUACAUCGUAGCACAAGUGUUGACAACAACAUUAGGCGACAAAAGGAGCAAAACAGAAACACUACCAUCGCUAUUUUACUGAUAGUCGUCAUCUUUCUUAUACCGGAGCUGACUUACGGUCUCUUCUACUUGUUGACGAUGAUACUGAAACUGAGCGUGCAGAGGAUUCUACCUCUGAGAACCAACAGGAUUUUCCACGCAACGUAUGAGCUGGCCUUGGUGCUUAGCUUUCAUCUGAACUUCUGGGUGUACUGUGUGAUGAUUCGGAGCUUCCGGACUGGCAUUAAAACUCUUCUUAAGAUGGCACGGUGCAAGGAAAGCAAAUCUUCAGAAAUUGAGCGCGAGCGCACGUCAUCUCAGAACGUGAGUUAUGAACUUGUUGGUAUAUCAGAAAGAGAGGCUGAACACGUUGAAAUGUGAAAAUAUGUUAAUGUUACUCAACGAUAUAAACAGCACACUCAUUGACUUAAAGUCUUAGAGUAAGGUCUUAUUUAGAACAUAUUUAUUAUUUGAAAUCUGUUUCAAUUGAAAUGUUAAAAUCAUUUUAAAUAUCAAAUAAAACUAAAUGAAUUGUCAGUUUCAAAUAAUCGCAAGUGUCAGCAAAUUCUGUUACCUGAUUUCGUAAGUAAAGGUCUGGCAUAAACGCAAUAUCAUACGUUGACACCGGUUUAACGCAAUUUUGGCGCGGCACGAUAUUAUUAUAGAAAUAAUUUAAUUAAUGUGCUACGAUGCAGUGUCUUGUAAUUAUUUUGUGUUUAUGAUCAAAACAUGCUGAUGUUAUUGGUUUACCAAUAAUGAUUUUUACCAUUUGUUCAUCCUCUCGUUUAAGUUCUAACUAUUAGCUCUCCUUUAAACGUUUUUUGUACAGUUCCGUAUUCUUGUAGACAUUUCAUUUUGUAUAAUGUGCUUAUAACAUGUAGCAUAUAUAACGUGAAGAGUGCAAGAAAUAUUUAAAAUCACAUUCUAUGGUAUUUUAUAUGACCUCGUACAGAAUACUCAUUUUGUAUUACCUCAUCCGGGUGAAAGGCCUACAGUUUAUUUGGUAUAAUUUGCUUAUCAUGGUCGGAAACACUACCUUCCACAUCAUGUUGUUAUUACCCCUGAAAAGACAACAUCAGAGCUUCGGGUUGUCUACGAUGCAUCUGCAAAAACGAAGAAAGAUGGGAUAAGCCUCAAUGAUUGUCAUGGACCUGUAUUACUAAAAGAUUUAUAUGGAACGUAACUGUGUGUUUCAUGUUUGACUUUGUUAGUGUAAAAAUGUGUUAUAUAUAAACAUAACUGACCAAAAUUAACAAAAAAAUAGCAUUUGUAUAAUUGCUUUCAGUACAUGUAUGGAUGUUUGCCAUUUAUUUUCGUGUUUAUUGUUUAAUUCAUUAAGUUUUAUUAAAUAAACGGA